AUGGCAGUGCCUGGCGAGGCCGCCCGAGUCAGGGACAAGCCCAGCCACGGUGGGGCGAUUCCAGCCCCCGCGGCCGGCCCAGACUGCCACGGUCGUGCGGGCCCCGCGUCGCCGCUGGACUCGGGCUGCUGCGGCUGCUGGGGAGACCUGGUGCUGCAGCCGCUCCGGCGCUCCAGGAAACUUUCCUCCGCUCUGUGCGCGGGCUCCCUGUCCUUUCUCUUGGCGCUCCUGGUGAGGCUGGUCCGCGGGGAGAUCGGCUGUGACCUGGAGCAGAGUAGUGAGGAGGCGGCCGUGGAGGAAGCGGCCCGGGGAGCAGGAGGGGGCGUCUUCCCAGGGCCUCGGGGAGGUGCUCCCGGGGGCGGCGCGCCGCUCAGCCCCUGGCUGCAGCCCUCGGCGCUGCUCUUCAGUCUCCUGUGUGCCUUCUUCUGGAUGGGCUUGUACCUCCUGCGCGCUGGGGUAAGCCUGCCUCUGGCCGUGGCGCUGCUGGCCGCCUGCUGCGGGGGAGAAGCGCUCGUCCAGAUUGGGCUGGGCGUCGGGGAGGAUCACUUACUCUCGCUCCCCGCCGCGGGGGUGGUGCUCAGCUGUUUGGCCGCCGCGACAUGGCUGGUGCUGAAGCUGAGGCUGGGCGUCCUCAUGAUCGCCUUGACUAGCGCGGUCAGGACCGUGUCUCUCAUUUCCUUAGAGAGGUUCAAGGUCGCCUGGAGACCUUACCUGGCGUACUUGGCAGGCGUACUGGGGAUCCUCCUGGCCAGGUACGUGGAGCAAAUCUUGCCGCAGUCUGCGGGGGCGACUCCGAGGGAACAUUUUGGGUCCCAGCUGAUUGCUGGGACCAAGGAAGAUAUCCCGGUGUUUAAGAGGAGGAGGCGGUCCAGCUCCGUGGUGUCCGCCGAGAUGUCGGGCUGCAGCAGCAAGUCGCAUAGGAGGACCUCCCUACCUUGCAUACCGAGAGAACAGCUCAUGGGGCAUUCGGAAUGGGACCAUAAGCGAGGGCAAAGAGGAUCCCAGUCUUCAGGAACCAGUAUUACUGUGGAUAUUGCCGUGAUGGGCGAGGCUCACGGUCUCAUUACCGACCUUCUAGCAGACCCUUCUCUGCCCCCAAACGUGUGCACAUCCUUGAGGGCAGUGAGCAACCUACUUAGCACACAGCUCACCUUCCAGGCCAUUCACAAGCCCAGAGUGAACCCCGUCAUUUCCUUCAGUGAGAACUAUACCUGUUCCGAUUCUGAAGAAAGUUCUGAAAAAGACAAGCUGGCUAUUCCCAAGCGCCUGAGAAGGAGUUUGCCCCCAGGAUUGUUGAGACGAGUUUCAUCUACUUGGACAACCACCACCUCAGCCACAGGUCUACCCACCUUAGAACCUGCACCAGUUCGAAGGGACCGUAGCGCCAGCAUCAAACUGCAUGAAGCACCUUUAUCCAGUGCGGUGAAUCCUGAUUCUUGGAAUAACCCAGUGAUGAUGACCCUCACCAAAAGCAGAUCCUUCACGUCUUCCUAUACUGUUUCUGCAGCUAAUCAUGUAAAGGCUAAAAAGCAAAAUCGACCAGAUGCCCUAGCAAAGAUUUCACCUCUCUCAUCGCCCUGUUCCUCACCUAUCCAAGGGACUCCUGCCAGCAGCCCGAUCAGCAAAACUUCUGCAGUGCAGUUCCCUGAAUCUGCAGAAACAACUGCUAAACAAGGCCUAAGUUCUCACAGGGCUUUAACUUACUAUACUCAGAGUGCCCCUGACCUAGCCCCUCAGAUCCUGACUACACCAGUUAUAUGUAGCAGCUGUGGCAGAGCAUAUUCCCAUGGGAAUCCAGCUGAUGGGCCACUGGAGAGAGGCAGAACGACCCUUCGGACACCAAGCAGAACGGAUGACACAGCUCAAGUUACCUCUGACUAUGAAACCAAUAACAACAGUGACAGCAGUGAUAUUGUACAGAAUGAAGAUGAGACUGAGUGUUCCAGAGAGUCACUGAGGAAAGUGUCAGCUUGCAGCACCUACACCCCGGAGACCAUGAUAUUUCUGGACAAACCAAUUCUUGCUCCUGAACCUCUUGUCAUGGAUAACCUGGACUCAAUUAUGGAACAGCUAAAUACUUGGAAUUUUCCAAUUUUUGAUUUGAUGGAAAAGAUAGGAAGAAAAUGUGGCCGUAUUCUUAGUCAGGUAUCAUACAGACUUUUUGAAGACAUGGGUCUGUUUGAAGCUUUUAAAAUUCCAAUUAGGGAAUUUAUGAAUUACUUUCAUGCUUUGGAGAUUGGCUAUAGGGAUAUUCCCUACCAUAACAGAAUCCAUGCCACUGACGUCUUACAUGCAGUUUGGUAUCUUACUACACAACCUAUUCCAGGACUCUCCACUGUGAUUAAUGAUCAUGGGUCAACAAGUGAUUCAGAUUCUGACAGUGGAUUUACACAUGGACAUAUGGGAUAUGUAUUCUCAAAAAUGUAUGGUGUGCCAGAUGAUAAAUAUGGAUGUCUGUCUGGGAAUAUCCCUGCCUUAGAGUUGAUGGCACUGUAUGUGGCUGCUGCCAUGCAUGAUUACGAUCAUCCAGGAAGGACUAAUGCCUUUCUGGUUGCAACUAGUGCUCCUCAGGCGGUGCUAUACAACGACCGUUCAGUUUUGGAGAAUCACCAUGCAGCUGCUGCGUGGAAUCUUUUCAUGUCCCGGCCAGAGUAUAACUUCUUAGUUAACCUUGACCAUGUGGAAUUUAAGCAUUUCCGUUUCCUUGUCAUUGAAGCGAUUUUGGCCACAGACCUGAAGAAACACUUUGACUUCGUUGCCAAAUUUAAUGCCAAGGUAAAUGACGAUGUUGGAAUAGAUUGGACCAAUGAAAAUGAUCGUCUCCUGGUUUGUCAAAUGUGUAUAAAGUUGGCUGAUAUCAAUGGACCAGCUAAAUGUAAGGAACUCCAUCUUCAGUGGACAGAGGGCAUUGUCAAUGAAUUUUAUGAGCAGGGUGAUGAAGAGGCCAGUCUUGGGCUACCAAUAAGCCCCUUCAUGGACCGCUCUGCUCCUCAGUUGGCCAAUCUUCAGGAAUCCUUCAUCUCUCACAUUGUGGGUCCUCUGUGCAACUCCUAUGACUCAGCAGGUCUCAUGCCAGGGAAGUGGGUGGAAGACAGUGAUGAGUCAGGAGAUACUGAUGACCCAGAGGAAGAAGAAGGGGAAGCACCAACUGAAGAGGAAACCUGUGAAAAUAAUGAAUCUCCAAGAAAGAAAACUUUCAAAAGGAGGAAAAUCUACUGCCAAAUAACUCAGCACCUCCUGCAGAACCACAAGAUGUGGAAGAAGGUCAUAGAAGAGGAACAGCGGUUGGCAGGCAUGGAAAAGCAAUCCCUGGACCAGUGCCCUCAGCCGCACUCCUCAGAACUGAUCCAGGCCAUCAGGGAAGAAGAGGAAGAGAAAGGAAAGCAGAGAGCAGAGGAGAUCCCAACCCCAAAGCCAAACCAGUGACAAUGGGUGAAACAGGCCGUGUUUCCAAACAGAUUGACUUGUCACAGACUUCUUUCAAGCCAGCACAACACUUAGACACAACACUGUAGAAAUAUGAGAAGAUGGACAAAUAGCUACUGCAUUUUGGGAUUCUUCGCAUUUUAUGUGUUUAUUUUUACAGUGAGGUACAUUGUUUAAACUCUUGCUCAAAGAAGCUUUCACACUGCAACACCAGCUUCUGAGGAUUUUUUUUUAAGGAGGAAAUAUAUAUGUGUGUGUAUAUAUAAGCUCACACACACAUAGAUACAUGUAAAUCAUAUUCGCACACACACACACACAUGCACAUACACAGAAAGCCAGGAUUACUGGCUCGUAAUUUAGUAGCAUUCAUGUUAAGAUAUAUAGUGGUCACUGUGAUAUAAUAAAUCAUAAAGGAAAACAAAUCACAAAGGAAAUGGUGCGGCUUAGCAAGGAAACAGUACAGCAAAUGUAGGUUACCAACUAAGCAGCUUUUGUUCUUAACUCUGAGGGAUGAAAGUUCCGGAGCAUUGUUUGAAUUCUGAUACAUCCUGCCAAUACCGUGUGUGUGGACACGCACAUGUGUAAGUGUGUGUAAGCGGUGAUUGAAAGGGUGCCUGUGUGUAUGCAUGCUGGUGUGAAUGCAGAGAGAGGUUUUCGUAGUUUUAGUCAUUCAUAGAGUAACUGUAGCAGAUGACAGUACAUGUGAACAAACAGAAGGAAGCCUAUUCUGGGGUGUCUUUGAGAGGCAAUCAUUCCAAAUGCCCUCUUCCAUUUAGCUGCAGUAAAGGUUCCUUUGCAGAUGGAGUGCAUUCAUGGGCUGGUUGAGAGGGCCACGUGAUUGGUACUACUGCUAUGCACCACUUGGAGGCUCUCUACAACCAGCCUCAAUCCUGGAGGAAAGGCAUUUUCCAAUCUAGGUGCCUAAUGAAUGUAUAGAAGGCUGUGGGUCUGUGAGUCUGUGUAUCACUCACCUAAGAUCAAAUCAUCAUUUAAAGGGAUGACAUUCUUUACAUAAAAACAAUUCUAAGGAGCUAGAGUCAGGUCUCUUUAUCAGGUUAGAAUUCUAAAAGGUCGCUGGAGAAGGUCUGGGAAAUUACACUUAAUACAGAUCUCCUGUGACUUCUUAAUUUGCUGAAAAUGUGUGUUAGAAAAAGAAAGAAAGGCAAACGGGAAUCCCAUAUGGGGUUUUUAGAGAUGGGGGAGAGAAUUUCUGCCUAGUGUUUUGGUGUUGUUGACAUAGUGAAGGCCUGAUCCUUGGCAACUGUUGAAGAUUGGCUUUUGGAGGGUAAAGGUCCCACUGACAAGCCCUGGCUGGUAUUCCACGUGCGGUAUGUCGGGUCAGUUUCUAGUUGCAAUCUGGCCCACUGUCAUGCUUCUUUUGGCAGGGAAGAUCAUAGAGCGAUUGUUUUGGGAUUGGGCUCGUCAUUGAAAGUUGUUUUUGUUUUGUUUUGUUUUUGGUUUGUUUUUUUUUUUAUCUACACCUGUUUAUGCUGUGAGCCAAACCUCUAUUUAAAAAGUUGAUACUCACUUUCAAUAUUUUAUUCCAUGUUAUUAUAUUUGUCGUGAAUAGUUAUCUUGAUGUAAAUAUACAGAUUUUUGUUUUUGUAGAUAGUAAACUCUUUACAAAAGAAAAAGGGAAACAUUUUUAUAAAGUUAUAUUUUAAUCACCAUUUUUAUACAUUUUAGCUCUCUCCAAGCCCAAGAAGAGAAUGAAGAUUCACUUCCAUGGCGGCAAUGGGCCACCACUCAUCUACCCAUGCUAGUUUAAAUCAUAGUCUGAUGUAUCAUUUUAUGCCAAUUCAAUGAGGAUCCUGCAGAGAAUCUUUGUUCACUAGUAGCUUUUGCUAACUGAAAGAAUUUUGGGUCCAUGUCUCCCAGAUAAAAGGCUUUCUGAUCCAGAAGGUACAGAAUUUUUAUAAUCAGUGUCCAUCUCUUCCCAACACUUUUUGGUUGUAACUCUUCCUACAGAUCUGUAUAUGGCCCUUCACAUCAUCUAAACAAUCUUAGCUUGGUAGUGAUCUUGACCCUUUAUGUCCUCUGAAGUCAUAGAAUAGUGUUUACGUUAAAAAAUGCCUUGUUUCUCAUAAACAAAUAUUGUUCUCUUCUGAAGCAAUGAUUUUAUAAUAACCCAUGGUAUUUUUUCAAAUAGGGCAACAGUAAUACAAAUCAAAAAUAAACAUUCCUUCAAGACAACUUUUCCAAUAAGUAGGACUAAUGAGAAAAAGAUCAAAUGGAUGCAGACUUCUACCUAAAUAACUAGAAUAUAGUUCAGUCUUUUUUCUGAGUUAACACCAGGUCUUCAUUAUUUAGGACUUACUGUGUUCUUUCCCAUUUUCUUAGUAUUGCCUCUAUAUCUUCCUGUUUGCAGAAAUUACUGUGACUCAAAUACAUCUCCCCAAUUAAUUUAACUGUUAACCUUCCCUUCAAGUAAGAGAAGAAAAAUAACCCAUCAUUUAUACUUAUAUACCCCUUUUUUUUUACCCCUUAUACCUGAUUGCAAAUGCUUUUCCCUCUUCCAAAUGGCCUACAUUUAUAAAAUAAAUAUAAAUCAAGGAAAAAUCUAGGUGUGGAAUGACUAGGAUGAUGGAAAAUGCAAAAAUGAACUAAACAUUUGGGAGUACAUAACCAUAUACUGGCAGCUUUUUCAAAGCUGUGUGACCCCACGUAUGAGACGAUCUGGCUGCCUCUGUUGGCCUCAGCAAGCUGCCUGGUUUUUGUUUGUUUGCUUUGCUUUGUUUUGUUUUUAGGUACAUGAAAUGGUAGGAGUAAUAGUAGCCACGGCAAUUAGAACGUCUUCAUUCCAGAAUUAUUUUCAUCAGUCCAGGCAAAUUGAUUAUUAAAACCAGAGUUCAACUGAAAAAAAAAGGGGAGGGGGAUGGCUAUUCAUGAACUGGGUCACUUUCUUGCACACACAAAGAAUGCCUACGGAUAUAAAAAGACACUUUCUGCUAGUGAUAUUCUCCUCCUCCAGGGUGACAGCAAUAUUACUGUGUUCACUUUCAGUUCCAGAGCUCAUUUCCGGUGGUGCAGGUAUAUUUGUUGCAACUUACUACAUUUUGUAUGAGCCUAUUCAUAGGCACUGUUAUAUUAACUCAGGUCUUUCAAAAGAAGAAAUUUCUAAUCCACUUGGGGAAAAGGAUAAUCGUAUAGGAAACCAUAAAAUCAAAGGAAGGAGAAAUUGGAACUGGGUACCUUGAUGCCAGUUGAUUGCUCUCUGUUAAGUAAAAGACCAAGUAUAUUUGGAUUGUCAUUGAUGUCAUUUUCAGCAUGUUAAUAGAAUCUCUUUCCAGUUAUCUACCUAAGCUGACCUUUAGAAUAUUGUUUCCUCGGUGAAAAUACCACUUUCACUUAUGUGUGUGUGUUUUUUUUUUUUUAACUAAAAUCCUUUCUUCUUUUUUUUUUUCUCCAUUUAUAUAAGACCUGGUUUUGCUCUCAGUAGAAGAUAAAGAGAAUAUCUCUAUACAGGGUUAUAGCUACACUGGUCUUUAUCUGACAAUGAAGGAAUUUCCUCAUAUUACUUUUCAGAAACUACCCAUUUUCCUAAUAACAGAAUAUCCCAUUCUGUCUGUUCUGUUUUGGUAGAAUUCCAGAACAAAUCCUAACCAUUGCAACCACAGAAAAACUAAAGACAAGGGGUUAUACGUCAUACAGGGUGACAAUGUUAGAAUAGCUGUAUGUAGAUUGGCAGUUCCCCCCCCACCCCCCGUCUCCUGCCUCUCUUUCCCAGAGAACUUUCUUUGAAGAUAAAAGCUGUGCAAAAGGCGUGAGACUCAGGCCUAUCCUUUGUUUAAAUGAUGGAAAAAUAUAAAUUAUUUUCUAAGUAAUAAAGAUAUACAAAUUAUCAUUGUAAAUAAAGUCUAACUUUGAAACGACUGUUUUACAAAAGUGAACUAUUUGUGUGAUGAACAACUCCUAGACUAACAGAGGUGAAUCAUCCAAAAAUCGUUAGUAUUCUACUUUGGGAGGAAUUUUUGGUGCUUCAUGUCAUUAUAGGAAUCUUCACUGUCCUCAUUAUUUAUAGUAUUCCUAAAAUAAUAAUGAAAAUCACAGUAGGGGUCUUUUUGACCGUCUCUUCUACCCUAACCCUGACUCCCCUUAAUGCUUUCCCUGAUUUAUAUGCCAUUUUAGAAAUAACUACCUUCUCAAGUUGGCAAAAGCUCCAGUAAGCAGAGUUCUGUGAACUGUCAUAUUCUAGACUAACUCAAGAGUUUCUAUAUUCUGGAGAUUACCAGUUACCGUGUGUGGGGGAAAAAAAAAGAAUCAAUACAAUUUCAAAUGCAGAUAGCCCAACUUCUGAAGAGGGAGAACUAAAUAUCUAUGUACCUUGAAAUCAAACUGAGUUUUUUUUCAUUCAUUUUCUCUCCUAACAUGCAACAAAACAUUUAUGUCCAAUGUCCUAGUUCAUUCACUUCUCUCAUGAUUUCCCCAUAAUUGAAAGCUAUGGAUUUUCUGAUAUUGUCAAUCCAUUACUCUGUGGAACCAAAUUCAGAUUUAAGACUUGGAGUCUUAUUAGCCAUUUUAGGUGAAAAGCAUUCCAAAAUUAAACUGUUCUUAGAAUCCCUAAUCAAUAGAAAGUAUGCCAAUUUUUAUAUCCUAGAUUCGUAUAGAUUUGUUUCCCUAGAAAAUAUUCACAUUCUUACUGAAAAUUCAAUUAGGGGUGAGUUAAUUAAACUAGAAGCACUGAGUUCAUUAAACUGCAAACUACAAAUUAGAGAACUUAAAGUGGGAUUUGCAUAAGAAUUCAUAUUUCUACACUAAUAAAGCAUGAUCAGAGAAGAAGAACAUAUUUCCCAAACUAUCUUUGCACCAUUGAUGCUAGGCAAUUUGUGCUAUUGCUUAACACCUUUCAAUAGUUGAAGUAAUGGUGUUUUUAACCUUACCUGGUUCACACUAUCAAAUCAUUCUAACAUCAGGUUAAUAACAGUGACAAAAAGCAAUUGAACACUUUGUCAUUAAAUAUGUUUGAAGAUACAAAACUGAAGAUUAAGGCUUUUUUUACGUGGUAGAACUCAUUCUGCUAAUUCAAAAAUACAGAUGCAGUGUAAAUUAUUUUAGUGCAGGUGAAACCAUUAAAAAGAUGGACUUACGUAUACAUGAAAAGCAAAACUGACUUUUGUAGCAUGCUUAAGGCUCUAAAGAGAAUCCAGAUUUCCUAUUUGAAACCAGCUAGUUCUCCAUGUCGUGCUUUAAAAGCUAAUUACAUUCGUAGGUACUGAUACCCAUGAGUUUCUGAUCCCCUAGGUAGUUGCAGAGCACAGAAGAGUCAGCCUUCUUGUUGAUAAGAAAUGCUGAACAUACCCAUGAGCAGAGAGAUUCCUUCAUUGCUUCACAUCAAAAAGUGGUACUUUAAUUAUGGAACUAAUUCAGUUUUAAAAAAAUUGUUCAAAGAGAAUAUUAUUAAAUCAUCAUAUGUAAGUAGUAUCAAGAACAUUUAAAAUUUAUGUCUUUGAAUUAAAGCUGUUUUAAAAUUUUGUUAUUCAAUUAAAAUAAAACCCACAAAAUGGCAUUUUGUAGUAUAGAGAUGUUAAAUAUUUUGAUAUAAUCUGAACUAAUAUUAAGAUAUAGAAAACUGGGAAGGAGGAUAUUUAAUAUUUUUUUUCUAAUGUCAUUCAUGCCUCAGGGGUGGGGAAUGUUUUAUGAAGGGCCUGAUAAAUAAAUGAGAUAGACAAGUUAACUUAGUCCCAAUAAUAUAGCUCUGAUGAAGUGCAAAAAACAUAACCCAGGUUUUUCUGAAUUAUUCUCCCCGAAAGGAGUAUAUUAUCCAGUAAUAUAUCAUGGUGUAGGUUGUUGUAAAACAAAAUGGCCUAUUGGUGCAUAUUUUACUAAAUUCUAACAUUUAAAAACCCAAGUACUUCACUGCUAAGAAAAGUGAAACCUUAUUCAUCUUGACUUUCAUACAUGAAGCAAUGACCUUUUAAUAAACCACACCUACUACAUCUACCUGCCCAGUAUGAUCAAAUGAUAGGUUAGCAUUUGAUAUUCACAAAUAUAAAAUAAUUCGUAAAGCUUUAGUGCUUUAACUCAAUUUUUAGUGUGUGAAAAUACCUACUACAAAUGAAACAGAAGCCACAGCAGGGCUUUCCUCCUUUUUCAAAAAGUAAACAAAACAGUGACAAAAAAAAUGCAAUUCUAACUUAAGAAGAGAGAAGUAUGACUGCUCUGUAUUGUACUUCUCUUACUCUAAACCAGUAAAGGAAAAAUAAUCAGAAAUUUUCCCCUACCCUAAUAAUAGGAAGAAGGAAUGCCCUUCACUUCUAGUUCAUUGUUAAGCACAUGGCUCUAAGAAGCAAAAAAAAAAAAAAGGCAGAAUUGUGUAUUGGGAGUGAACACUACAUAAAAUUAGAAGGACCAUCCCAGGGCACCCCUCCGUCUCUGUGUCAAACCAAAUUAGUGAGUGAUUACCCUGGAGUAAAAUGGCUUUAAUGGAUCCAUAUUUCAACCCUGUCUUCCUCUACUACAGUGAGCACUUACGUGUGUUUCUGAAUGUGAAUUAGAGCUUGGAAACUGCUGCUUGAAUACCUUUUGAAGGGAAGAGUUAUUUUUCAUUCUAGUAAUUUUGCUCCUAUAUAGUGAUCGUGGAAUACUCAAGAUGUUUAAUGUGAAACUAAAAGUAAUUGUUUAAAAAUGUUCCUUCAUGUGUAUAACUUAUUGGCGGAUAGAAUAUCCCCUUCACCUUUCUUUUAAAAAUCCAUAACAUUAUUUUUUCACUCAAAAUCAUAUAUCAGAUAUUUCAUUUUAUCUAUUUAUAAGCAUAACCCAGUACUAUAAAUUUGCUAUCUUUAAAUAAUAACCCUAACGUUUAUACUAUAUAUAUAUAUAAUCUCCUGAUAGUGGGGUUUUAGUGGCUUGACUUUUAGUAUGUAUUUGUUAGCUUACAAAAAUCACUCAUUUUUUAUACUCUUUGUAAAAUAUUUGCAUGGGAUUUUUACCAUAUUAUGUUUGCUUUUUCAUUUGUUCGUUUGUUUCUCCUGAGUGCUUAUUUCUUAAUAUAUUCUCACAGAAGAACACACGCCAUUUUGUUCAACACGGACAAUUUGUUAGUUGACAAGCACUGGAAAUAAAUAUCACUGAAGACUCCACCCCUAUAUCUCUCCCUAGAGAUUUUUUAUCAUGCAAAUCACAAAAUACAAAUUGGUGCUUUUAUAAGUAUUCUGAAGCUCUCAAUGCAAAAUAAUGAAGAUAAGAUUUCUAUAAUAUUAACCCAUGCGGCUGAAAGAACUUAGUCUGAAUUCAGGGUGCUUUUAGUUUUGAUGGGUCUGAUUCAGUUUUUGUUGUUAAACUGUAUUCUGAUUCCUGCUGAAGCAGUCGGUCUGAUCAGUCGUUACCUCUAUGACAACAAAGUAUCAUCAGGAAGUUCUAAUUAACAUGUCCAAAUAUCUGACUUUUUAAGAUAUUUGUAAACCAGAGAGUGUUGGAUUAACUUGAUUUAAUGAUUUUGAAUCGUGAUAUUUUCAAGUAACUGCCAACCAAAGGUACAGUACAGGAACUGUUAUUUGUAUAUGACAAUUUCUAGCAACGUAAUUCUCACCACCCUCAACAAACUGGAAUAAUUUGUUAAUUGAUAACCAUGCAAAAUUUACCUAACUUUUAGAAACAUGAAGAGUGAGACAUUGGAAUUUCAGUGAUCAUUUUGCAAUUGAAAUAAAUAUUGUCCUCUCACCUGUAUCUUGCACUUAAUUUAUGUAGCAAUACUUAAUAUCAUCCCAUCACAAGUAUUUGUUAAGUGACUUAGUUAAUGGCUGAUAAAUGUUUUGUAAAAAGUAGAACCUGUACAGAAAAAAAAAAAUUAGAUGAGUUGUAUUUAUUUUUAUUAUUUUUUAGCUUAGACACUAUAUUGAUGCUCCCUUUCUGCCAGAAUUACUGGAAGUGCCUCUUGGUUUUAUAAAUAUAUAUUCAAGAUUAUUAGAAUUAUGUGUCACAGAUGAUCGAUAUGGAUAUUACAAUGUGAAGAUAAUGUACAAUAUAAAUAUAAUUCUGUGGUACCA
Molecule: messenger RNA, 11411 nt
Organism: Loxodonta africana (African savanna elephant)
Lineage: Eukaryota; Metazoa; Chordata; Mammalia; Proboscidea; Elephantidae
Gene: PDE3A
Product: phosphodiesterase 3A
Exons: 16
Coding region: 1-3426 (1141 amino acids)
Biological process (GO): positive regulation of oocyte development; oocyte maturation
Cellular component (GO): cytosol
Molecular function (GO): calmodulin-activated 3',5'-cyclic-GMP phosphodiesterase activity
Source: RefSeq, a predicted model, not a curated record